This is a messenger RNA of Pristis pectinata (smalltooth sawfish), 3187 nucleotides long. It is a transcript of the gene hspa12a, whose product is annotated as heat shock protein 12A. The transcript has 12 exons. Bases 296 to 2311 code for a protein of 671 amino acids. The record is from RefSeq and is a predicted model, not a curated record. NCBI's taxonomy places the organism in Eukaryota, Metazoa, Chordata, Chondrichthyes, Rhinopristiformes, Pristidae.
GGAGCUCUGCAGAAACAUGAGGCACAAGAGUGCAAGCAGCUCAUUUCUUCCCUUAUGUUUGGGCUAAUUUCAACAGGAAGGCCUUUUUAGUGUAGGGGGGAGGGUCAAGGACUGAGGCUCUACUGAACUGAAGGACUUCUGGUCAAAGAGGGAGACGUAAAAGAAAAGAUUAGGGAUAAACUGCAGCUUGACUGCAAAUUUUCAAUGGCAGAGAGUGCACAGUGAGCUAGAGCUUCUGCCAGUCUAAUGGUUAAAAGGUUUUAAGCACUGCAGAAUUUUGUCUGGAUUCACUACAAUGUCUGAGAAGGAGUCUGUGACUGAAGGCCAGACUGCAGAAAAUGUCUAUUCAUCACCUGCUAAAAGCGUGGGAGACCCUGGUAUCACUCCACUUAGCCCUUCAAUGUCUCCGAAAGACUCAGAACAAGCUGUGUCCUUGCACCAGUCAUUUGUUGUGGUGGUAGCUAUUGAUUUUGGCACAACUUCCAGUGGAUAUGCUUACAGCUUCGCUAGGGACCCCGGGUGCAUUCACAUAAUGAGGCGCUGGGAAGGUGGUGACCCUGGUGUAUCCAAUCAGAAGACUCCUACUACUAUCCUCAUGACACCUGAUGGAAAGUACCACAGUUUUGGUUAUGCAGCCAGAGACUUUUACCAUGAUCUGGAUCCAAAUGAUUCAAAACAAUGGCUCUACUUUGAGAAGUUCAAAAUGAAGCUCCAUACAACAAGUGAUCUCACAAUUGAAACGGAACUGGAAGCCGCCAAUGGGAAAAAGGUCAAAGCUAUCGAAAUUUUUGCUUGUGCACUAAUGUUCUUUAAAGACCAUGCCUUACAGGAGCUGAGUGACCAGGCUGGUUCACAAUUUGGGAACUCGGAGGUCAGAUGGGUCAUUACAGUGCCAGCUAUAUGGAAGCAACCUGCAAAACAAUUCAUGAGGCAUGCAGCCUACAAAGCAGGUCUGGCAUCUCCUGAUUGCCCAGAGCAGCUCAUUAUUGCACUUGAGCCUGAAGCUGCUUCCAUCUACUGCCGGAAACUCCGCCUACAUCAGAUGAUUGACCUCAGUGCCAAGGAGGCUGUCAAUGGGUAUAGCCCCACUGAAACACUUGCAUCUGGAAUAACGCAUGCUAAAGAAUACACACGCCGUAAUCGACAGAGUCGCACCUUUUUGGUGGAAAAUGUCAUAGGAGAAAUCUGGUCAGAAUUGGAGCAAGGUGAUCGCUAUCUUGUGGUGGAUUGCGGAGGAGGUACUGUGGAUCUCACUGUCCAUGAGGUUAAACUACCCGAAGGACACCUGAAAGAACUCUAUAAAGCUUCAGGUGGUCCUUAUGGUUCCAUAGGAGUGGACUUUGAAUUUGAAAAGCUUCUCUGUAAAAUUUUUGGGGAGGAUUUUAUCGAACAAUUUAAAAUUAAACGCCCAGCAGCCUGGGUGGAUUUGAUGAUAGCAUUCGAGUCACGCAAAAGAGCUGCUGCUCCAGGAAGAACUAAUCCACUAAACAUCAACUUGCCUUUCUCAUUUAUCGAUUACUAUAAGAAGUUCCGAGGUCACAGUGUGGAACAUGCCCUUAGAAAAAGCAGUGUGAAUUUUGUAAAGUGGUCAUCCCAAGGGAUGCUAAGGAUGAACCCAGAUGCAAUGAACGCUUUGUUUAAGCCCACAGUUGAUCAUAUUGUCCAACAUCUACUUAAUCUCUUCCAGAAGCCUGAGGUUUCAGGUUUAAAGUUCCUGUUCUUGGUGGGUGGAUUCGCUGAGUCUCCUUUACUUCAGCAGGCCAUUCAGUCCAACCUUGCCGACAAGUGCCGUGUCAUAAUUCCUCAUGAUGUGGGACUCACUAUUCUAAAAGGCGCAGUGCUUUUUGGGUUGGACCCCACUAUCAUUAAAGUGCGGCGUUCACCACUGACCUAUGGAGUUGGGGUAUUAAAUCGAUUCGUGGAAGGCAAGCACCCCACUGAGAAGUUGCUGGUUAAAGAUGGCACUCGCUGGUGUACUGACGUGUUUGACAAGUUCAUCACAGCUGACCAGUCUGUGGCCCUUGGCGAGACUGUCAAACGCAGUUAUACCCCAGCAAAGCCAUCCCAAAUGAUUAUAGUGAUCAAUAUUUACUGUUCAGAAAAUGAUAAUGUUAACUUCAUCACUGAUGCCAGUGUGAAGAAAUGUGGCACUCUUCGGCUUGACCUGACAGGAACUGAUUGUCCAUCACUGCCAACACGAAGAGAGAUUCAAACUUUAAUGCAAUUUGGAGAUACUGAGAUAAAAGCAAUGGCUGUUGACAUUACCACUUCCAAAUGUGUCAAAGCUGGCAUUGAUUUCCUCAAUUACUAAAAUGUCACAGUCACCCAAAAGCUCUUGUGCCCUAAUUCAGAAUUAUUGAUUAUGUCUAAAACUGGAAAUCAUCAUUAUAGCUCAGAUUGGGAGUUCACUGUAAACAAAGUCUAACAAUGCCAAUCAUUUCACCAUGCCACUGGAAUGCCAAGAAAUCUUACCCUAAAUGCCACAUGUAUGCAGAAAGGUGAUCAAGUAUAUCUAUACUUACUCAAUGUAAAUUAAGUUUGCUCUGAUUUUAAAGAAUAAAAAGGAGAAAUGGCAUAAAGUUGCCUGGAGAAUGCUACUAUAUAUCACAGCCUGCUUGAUAGUACUUACUUCCUUAUUAUAUACUGUGCUGAAAUGAAGCACAGAUAUGGCCAUGCAGUAACUUAAUACAUAUUGCACUUAUUCUGUUGUCAAUUUAGAUGGACAAAAACUAGAAUGUUCAGGAUUUUUUCCCAAAUAACCAAACCAAUGUUUAUUUUUAUUUUUUGUAUAUACAGUACAAUAUUUAAAGCAUUGUACAUACUUUUAUUUCAAGUAUUAAAAGUAUAAAUGUAAAAUAUUUGAUUUUGUUACAUUUAUUGUCACAACACUGAGUUGCAAAGAAAGAAAAUGGUGGAUGUCUGAUUUGUAAUUGCAGCUUUAUGCUUCAUGUAUAAUCACAUGUAUCCUUCAACUUUUGAACCGAAGAUGUUAAUCUCUCCUUAAUAUUCUUCCUUACAUUGGCUUGAUUUGAUAAAUGCAUCAUUUUUUCAACUGUGGACAAAAUUAUCAAUUAAUAUUAGUACAAAAUGCUGAAUUCCAUAAACACUACCAAAUGUAAUGCACCAGUGAUUGCCUUGUCCCUUGGCACUUCCUGAUGUAAACACAAUUAAAGUAACACAUUCCUGA